Molecule: messenger RNA, 6116 nt
Organism: Oreochromis niloticus (Nile tilapia)
Lineage: Eukaryota; Metazoa; Chordata; Actinopteri; Cichliformes; Cichlidae
Gene: klhl31
Product: kelch-like family member 31
Exons: 3
Coding region: 150-2057 (635 amino acids)
Biological process (GO): negative regulation of protein phosphorylation
Cellular component (GO): nucleus
Molecular function (GO): protein binding
Source: RefSeq, a predicted model, not a curated record
CCCUGGAGGAGGAGUUUACUGCAUAUCCCUUUCCACGGGGGUGACGGCUGGUCUCUCUCCUGCUCCAGUAACUGGAGGUGCAAGCUCCCUCUUCACCGGCCUCAACUUCAUUUUUUAGAAGGUCCGGGCUGUGUUCUGCUGCUAAAACCAUGGCACCCAAAAAGAACAAGGCAACCAAAAAGAGCAAGGGAGACAUAAAUGAUAUGGCCCUGAUGGUUGAGAACAGCCCCAUCAACAAGAUUAACGGGCUGAACACUCUGCUUGAAGGCGGAAAUGGCUUUAGCUGCAUUUCGACUGAAGUCACUGAUUCGGUGUAUGCCCCGAACCUCCUUGAAGGUCUGAGCAGCAUGAGAAACGAAAGCUUCCUCUGUGAUCUAACAGUCGCCACCAAAUCAAAGUCAUUUGAUGUGCACAAGGUUGUCAUGGCCUCUUGCAGUGAGUACAUUAGAAACAUCUUGAAGAAGGACUCGACCCUCCAGAAGAUAGACCUGAACGACCUCUCACCGGUUGGCCUCGCUACUGCAAUUACGUACGCAUACUCAGGAAAGCUCACUCUGUCGCUCUACAGCAUUGGCAGCACUAUUGCUGCAGCCAUGCUGCUGCAGAUUGGCACCUUAGUGAAGAUGUGCAGUGACUUCCUCAUGCAGGAGCUCAGUGUGGAGAAUUGCAUGUACGUAGCCAAUAUCGCCGAUGCCUACGACCUCAAAGAAACCAAAGAAGCGACUCAGAAGUUCAUGAGAGAGAACUUCAUUGAGUUUUCUGAGAUGGAGCAGUUCCUGAAGCUAACCUAUGAGCAGAUCAGCGAAUUUCUGUCAGAUGAUUCCCUGCAGCUACCUUCUGAAGUUACAGCCUUCCAGAUUGCCAUGAAAUGGCUGGACUUUGAUGAGAAGAGGUUAAAGUAUGCGGCAGAUCUGCUAACUCACAUCAGGUUUGGCACUAUCACUCCCCAAGACCUGGUGAAUCAUGUCCAAGGUGUGCCAAGAAUGAUGCAGGACCCCGAGUGCCACCGCCUCCUCGUCGAUGCUAUGAAUUACCAUCUGCUUCCGUACCAACAGAACAUCCUCCAGUCACGCAGAACAAAAGUACGUGGUGGUCUCAAGGUGAUUCUCACAGUUGGCGGACGCCCUGCCUUGACAGAGAAAUCUCUCAGCAAAGACGUUCUCUACAGAGAUUCAGAUAACGUGUGGAAUAAGCUGACGGAGAUGCCAGCAAAGAGCUUCAAUCAGUGUGUUGCAGUCCUGGACGGAUUCCUGUAUGUUGCGGGGGGUGAGGACCAGAAUGAUGCAAGAAACCAGGCAAAACAUGCCGUGAGCAACUUCUGCAGGUAUGACCCCCGGUUCAAUGCUUGGAUUCACUUGAGCAACAUGAUCCAGAGGCGCACCCACUUCAGCCUCAACACAUUCAACGGCCUCUUGUUUGCCAUCGGCGGGCGAAAUGCUGAUGGCGUGCAGGCCUCUGUGGAGUGCUAUGUGCCUUCCUCCAACCAGUGGCAGAUGAAAGCACCCAUGGAGGUCCCCCGCUGUUGCCACGCCAGCUCCGUGAUCGAUGGAAAAAUACUCGUAUCUGGAGGUUACAUCAAUAACGCCUACUCCAGGUCUGUGUGCUCUUACGACCCCUCCACCGACACCUGGCAGGAUAAGAGCAGUCUGAGCACGCCUCGAGGCUGGCACUGCGCCGCCACUGUGGGAGACCGCGCCUAUGUCAUCGGCGGAAGCCAACUAGGAGGCCGCGGGGAGAGGGUGGACGUCCUUGCUGUCGAAUCUUACAACCCUCAUAGCGGGCAGUGGAGCUACUGCGCGGCUCUUCACACGGGGGUGAGCACAGCAGGGCUUUCCAUUUUGAAUAACAAGAUCUAUCUCCUCGGUGGUUGGAACGAGGGCGAGAAGAAGUACAAGAAAUGCAUUCAGGUUUACAACCCUGACCUCAAUGAAUGGACUGAGGAUGAUGAGCUGCCAGAAGCCACAGUCGGAAUUUCAUGCUGUGUCGUCACCAUACCGACACGGAAAACACGAGAGUCCAGAGCCAGUUCGGUUUCAUCUGCACCUGUCAGUAUAUAAAGAAUUAGAUCAUAACAACCUUGUACUGUACAUGUCCGGAGGUUUCCAACUUGUCUGCUGCAUAAGCUCCUGAAAAUGGUCCUUAGCUUUCAUGUUAUAUUUGGCAUCAGUAAAGCCAGGUAGUGGUUAUGAAACAGAUACAUUAAUGUAGUAAAUUAUUAAUUUAUCUUCUUUAUUUUUCCUUUCUUUUUUUGACAAAUCUAACUCUGGGGCCAAUUCAGCCAGGAUAAUUUUGUUAGCCUUUUUUUUUCUACAGCAAAUGGAGUGCUAUUUAAAACUCAAAUAUAAGAUAUAAAAUUUCAAGAUUCCUGUUAAAAUUCACUUGCAGCAUAACUAUCUUUUUAGCCCAGUGCCAUGGAAACAAUGUAUGGUCUGACAGUCUUGUUUAUGGUGAUUAUAGCUACUGUGAUUCUCAGAUACUUGAAAAGAAGAAGAAGCUGGAAUAAGUGUUGGCGUCCCCUACCAGGAGUAGGCGCUCAUGUCUGGUGUUUAAACGCACCACGGAGCGAGACUGCAGAUUCUCUGCUUGUGUGCCACGUGCAGCAUUCUGCAGCUUCGCUCUGUAUUGUGUGAUCACCAUAAACACUAUUGCAGCAAAGAAAACAGGUUGGGGUUAGGAACGUGUUGGAACAAUGAGGGCUGAAUGAGUUUAGAUGUGAGGGUGAGACACUGUUUUUGUAAAAAGGACAAAAAAAAGGAACAAGUUAACUCGGGAAUGAUGUUCAGAGCCUGAGCUUUGCUGGAAAUCGUUAUUUAUGGAUUCCCUGACUGCUCACGUGUUUCCAUUUUUUUCUUUGUUUUAAUUAAAGAGAAUAAGGAUAAGCUAGUCUGAGCUGUGGUCAUUUAUUAAAAAACAUUUUUUUAUUGCUUCUCUUGAAAGGCAUACUUUGCAUAAAUCAACAAAUCAGCAUGUGUUGUGUUUACAAAUUUAUAUGUGCUUUUACAGCUUUCUGUGCUUUGUAACUGAAAAGUCCAAUGACCUUUCAAUACAACUCAUAAAGUUUGAAUUUAUGAGUCAGAAACUGGUGGGCACCAGCUGCAAGCAUUACAGCAAAACUUGGCUAACAUGUGCAUUAAAAGUGGCAUUAAUACAAUAGCACAAAGAGCUCAAAUGGAAGCAAAAGCAGAACGUGUUUAAACAGAGCGUAACUUGAUAAGAUAAGAGAUCAUAAAUCACAGUCAAAAGCUGAUGAAGAGAACUGAUUUCAUAACUUGGAUAUUUCACUGUUAAGUCUGUAAAGUCACACUGGCCUUUAUGACAAGCCCUUGAGGCACAUUAGGCAUAUGACAUGCUCAUCUACGUUGCCUGUACCACAAUGUCUGAUUUCCAAACUAGCUGUGAGUUUGCUCAUAUAUCUGAGCUGUUGACUCCAUAUGUCCCCUCGAGGUCACUGAGGCCUGCUAGUCCCAAAAACCUCAAAUGAAAAACAGCUGCGAUUGAGCUUUUUCAGCUAUGGCCCCCAAACUUUGGGGGGCUAUAGGAUCGGCCCCCUUGUUGCCUGUUUUUAAAAUACGUCUUAAAGCUCAUUUUUACUCUUUGGCUUUUACUGAGAAUGAGAGUGGUGUUUUCUUACCUUGUACUUAUUAAUCUUUUUAUUGUUUUAUUGUGUUGUUUUGGUGCUUUGUACACUACUUUGUCAAAGUCCGUUGUUUUAAAAAAAGAAAUGCUUCAUAAAUAACAUUGGAUUGGAUUGUUUGACGGUACAAACCUUAAACUGAAUGAUUAUCAGCGGGAUUUAGUAGUGCGGGGUUUUCACAGCGUCGUUGGUAAACAGGCUGGAGUAGCAAAGCGGCAUUCCUGUCUUCUAAAAUAUGAAAGAGAUAUGCACCUUUUGUUUCUGGUCUUAAUUCAGUCUUUAUAGGCCCCAUGAUGUUUGCAAUGUCUUUGACACAUCAUUUUGAAUCUCUGCACAUACACAGAAAACAAUAUACAGUGAAAGUCUCCAUGAACAUUGAUUGCAUGAAUCAUUCUCCAGCAGAGUUUAGUGUAACUAAAGUGGUUUAGUAGUUUUUGGAAACUUAUCUAUAAUAUAUUUGUCCUUAUCUUUAAUGUCCUAAAAUGUCUGCCUGAGGACAACAGCAAUUCAAACAGAAAGUCUGAAUGGUUGUUUUUAAUGUUGCCUUGUGCUUUUUGGGGGGGCAGUGGAAGCUCUCCACCCUCUCCUAACCGCUCUAAACCCCAUACAGUGGCAGCACAUGCUUUGGCUUAAUAAUCUAAUCUUUAUAAUCUAGCUGCAGUACUUCACAAUCCUCCAGCCUUUGCCAUACCUUUUUGCUUUCCAGACACUCAAAGAAAGAAACAAGUAAUUAAUAUAACAAAAGAGACAAAGCAAUUAUUAUAUAAGUAUGUAACCAUACACGUGGAGAAUGUGUCAAGCGUUUUGUAAAUUACAUAAACAUGAAGCUUAUUUAAGUGAGAGUGUGAAAAGGGAUUUUUUUCUGUACCUACAAGCAAAAAUCACAGGAAGUUGGUGCUACAGGCAACCUACAUGAGUAUAUCAUAUGUUUAGCACGGCCUGUCAUAAAGGCGAACGUGACUUUACAGCCUGAACAAUUAAAUAUGUGAGUUAUGAUCAUGUUUUGACUGUGAUUUAUGAUCUCUUAUCUGAUCAUGUUCUGCUCCGUUUACACAUUUUUUGCUAUUGCAUUAACAUCACUUGUAAUGUACAUGUUAGCCAGGUUUUGCUAUGGUCUUCACUUACAGCUGCUGCCCGCCACUUUAGUAACUCAUAAAUCCUCAAUUCAAAGCAAAAUAUUCAUUUAUAAUAAAAUAAAAAAUUUAAAAAAUAAAAUUGCAUCCCACAUGUAUUUAAACAAGCUGUAAACCGAGUCUCACAAAUGUAUUUUACUAUAUAUUUGUGAAUACAACUUAAGAAACUCUUAAUAUUUGGACAAAAACAUUAUAUCGACAGUGACAUUGCUUUCAGUGAUUGCCUCUAAGUGACUGUGCAGGUUUUAUCGACACAGAGGGGUGUGACCUGAGCAGUCGAUUGUGUUUGGUUAAACCACAUCCUUAAAUCUUUAUUUGGCUAUGAGUGUAAUCAUUCAUAACCCUACAAGCUAUUUUGUCAACUCAUGCAUAUACAGUCUAUCCUCGCCCUCUCACAAGAGUGCUGUAUCAUUAUUACAUUUACUUUUGCAAAUUUGCCUUAGUAUGAAUUUGCAUUUAAGUGUUUUUCCUCCAGUUGGUACAUCCGACACUCUACCCUAAACAUGACUCGUUCGUUUUAGUGCUGUGGAAACUAAGGGUAAAUAAGUUACCCUGCAAAAAUAAACAAACAGGACAUGGCUGCUUUUGAUUUUGCUUUCUGUAGUCUUCCUCAUCUAUUCUUUACUUUUAAAAAACAAAACAAAGAGGGAGCCAAUGAUCAGAAAACUCCAAACGAACAUGAAACCAAAAAACUAAAGAAACGAAAAGCUUGCCUUAUGUCAGAUAAACAACUGUGUUUUUAUUUUGUGUUUUGUGUAUACAAGGAGGCACAUUUGCUCUGGCAAAAUGAUAUUUUGUCUUUAAUAGUCAUUGUUCUUAAUGUAAUAACCCUCUUUUUUCAUAUAUAUAAGAAUAAAUUCCAUGUAAAUGUAUAUGUUCAUUAUUUAUUUUUUAAGAUAGAAAGUCACAUAAUACAAGUUUUGAUAAUUAAGCCUAAAGUGAAUGUUUGAUACUUUGCCAUACAGCAGGUUAACUUGAGUUGGCGUGGAUUCUGGUCUUACCAGAAUAAUAAGUUCAUAAUUAUGGAAAAGACAAUGGCAAACAGUAAUCUGCGUUAGAAGAGGUCAACAUGUAAAGAGAAUAUGAAAGAUUUCCCUGCAGUCAAAUCCACAGGAAGGAAGACUUAAAGAAGUCCAGACGCUUUUCUUUGCAAACUCCUUUGACCACAGGAAGGAAGGACUCACUCUCUGUGAAGUUCAGUGCCCCAUUUUGCCAUUAUCAUUUUAAGAUUUAUAGACUCUGGCUAAAUCUGUUCCCGGCUAGAAAGACAGGAUGAGAGACGUUGCCUGUGGAGCCUUGCUGAUGACCCUAUAGAAAAAAAUAAACCUUCAAUAAAGUCUUUGAUUAUU